Molecule: messenger RNA, 1776 nt
Organism: Ciona intestinalis (vase tunicate)
Lineage: Eukaryota; Metazoa; Chordata; Ascidiacea; Phlebobranchia; Cionidae
Product: 2'-5'-oligoadenylate synthase 1
Biological process (GO): regulation of ribonuclease activity
Cellular component (GO): membrane; nucleoplasm; cytosol
Molecular function (GO): 2'-5'-oligoadenylate synthetase activity; double-stranded RNA binding
Source: RefSeq, a predicted model, not a curated record
GCUUAUAUUUUAACAAUAGGCUUGAGAAUACAAAGAAUGACCUGACACAAGUUUCGAAUUACGAGUUGGGUAUUUAAUCUACUUUAUUAUCACGCAGAUAGAAUCAACACCCCGGGUUUAUUUUGACAAUACCGUGUCGUCCUAUCGAAACUAGUACGCGGUAUACCGCCUAUAGUUUACUUUUGAUAUAGCUGUUGUAUACCCUACCGCCCUACCAGUUAAGGGUGGUUUGUGAAAAAAGGCGAGCGAUUAAAUUUAAGAGUUUUUGUGAAAACAAUCGACGAUGCACACGUAUGAAUGCAAUCGAUGUGGCAACAAAUUUGGCAGCCCCGCAGCAGUUCGAAUUCAUCUGCGAAAAGUUCAUUUUAACAAAGUCCUUUGUGAUAAAUGUGGAAACGAAAUUCACAGCAAGGAACUAAAGACGCAUAAAAACAUAGAACACCCGUUCGAUAAGCAACUUCCGAUCAUCUACAAGCAGCCGCCAUCUAUCGCGUGCAGGGUUCUUAGACCACGAGACAGUACGGAGGAGCAAAGUUUUUGGGAAGUCCCUACUUCGAGAAUAUCUCUGUUCACGUCACCAGGAGCAAUUACAACUUGCAGGAUGUGUAAUCAAGUUAUGGGAAGUGUUCAUGGAAGAGAAAGGCACGAGAGGGAUAUCCACAGUCUAACUACACAAACAAAAGACUCGCUUUCUCUGCGUCUCCAAAACUGGAACAUACUCGAUUUUUUAAAACCAUGCGACGUUGAAAGAUAUAUAAAUCAGGAGCUGAAACCAAAGUUGUCUGGAUCCACUGAAUGCAACGAUGAUGUCAAUCUACUCGUUAAUUUCCUCUUGGAAGAAUUGCCACUUCCAGUCAGUCAUGUCAUUCGGGGGGGAUCGUACGGAAAAAGCACUUGCAUUCGUGGACAUUCCGACAUUGAUAUGGUUGUAUUUGUCGAAAACUUCUCUUUGGUAGAAGGUACAGCGCAAUGUUCGUUGAACAUGGUUCAAUUCAUAAAAGACUUAAAAAAACGACUUCAAAACUCGCUGUUGGCCACCAGAGUUCUAAUGAGUGACGUCACACCCCUGGCGCUACGUUUUCAAUGGAAAUGUGUAAAGAACGAUCAUAUACAUCAUGUAGACGUUUUACCGUGUAAUGAUUUGUUAGGACCACGUCCAACUCAAGAGGAUAAAAAGGCAAUCUAUCGCCGCAUUGAAAACUGCAAAAACUCGCUUCAACUUCAACUGUACAGCGCUGCCUUGCUACAGCUUCAAGUGGAGUUUGUGCGACGCAAGCCAGCUCCGCUUCGUGACCUUAUGCGCCUUGUCAAGCACUGGAAGCAAACAAGUUUUGGUGAAAACAGUAAAAUAAAUAAAUUCCGGAGAUUACCGAACUCGUAUACCCUGGAAUUAAUUACAGUUCACGUUUGGGAAAAUCAUGGGAAGCCUCUGCAUUUUAAAUUUCUACACGCAUUUGCUUCCAUUCUUGAGCAACUUAUAAAAUAUGAAGACUUAUGUGUGGCGUGGAACGAAAACUAUUUCCUGAAAAGCUUGUGGGUUCAACAAGCUUUGACCGAACACCGACCAAUAAUUCUUGAUCCAGCCAACCCGUUGAACAACGUCUGUGCAAGCGUGAACGCAUGGGACGAAGUGGCGUACGUUGCACAACAGAGUCUUGCUAAACCCCUCUUUGAUGGUGUUAGAAAAAACAUUUCUUGGAGAUAAACAUAUUGGCUCGUUUUGCCUUUUACUGUAGAAUAUUGUGCAACUGGCUGAGUUUCGAAUAUUUAAUUUCC